Molecule: messenger RNA, 282 nt
Organism: Plenodomus lingam JN3
Lineage: Eukaryota; Fungi; Ascomycota; Dothideomycetes; Pleosporales; Leptosphaeriaceae
Source: RefSeq, a predicted model, not a curated record
AUGUCAGAAUAUCGCUGUCUUGCACCCUUCCAUAUCACCCGCCAAACCUGUUACGAGUGGUUCCAUCUCACGGAAGACGCCAUCUUCCUCAUUGCUUGUUUCAUUUUUGUUUCGUCAAGUGCAUUUGGCUGGACUGCUACCGGACUGUUCGUCCUCAUGGUGUCUUUCGGGCGAACUGGAAAUGCUGCAUACCGCGAUGUCCCCGCAGUCUAUGUGAGAGUACCCAGGAGCUCGAAAGACCCACUUGGAGUGGACCUUUGGGUCCGCCGACAUGGUCGAUGA